GAGAGUUUUCUGGAGUUUCUUCGGCAUGGCGUAGAAUUUUCCAAUUUCUCCUUUCUCAUCUCUUCCACCACCCGUCAGAUCCCUUCAGAUCCGUCCAGCCUCGUGAAGAAUGGACGACAACAUGGACGACGAGUACGUUGCGGAGCUCCUCACUCGUGAGGCACGCGAGAGCUCUCAGAGAUAUCAAACAACCGGUUCAUAUAUGUCGCGAAGACCUGCCGGCAAUGCUCCCAAACCAAACACCCGAUUUCUGCGACAUCUGAUUAAAGAAACAGAUAGUCAUAACACAGCUCUCAAGCGCAAGGAGGAGAGAGAUGCGAAGGAUCGCCUACGCCAUCUGAGGGCUCGCCCUAAAGAUGACCUGUCAUCAGACCAUUCUCGCCCCACCCGGAGAGACGACCAUCGAUCCAGUUCGCCGGGCCUGGCAAGAAGCCGUCGUGAGGAGGGCCGAGAUCGUCAACAACGAGACGAACGUGAGAGUCCUCAUCCUCAGCGGAGACACCGUCCUCGAGACUCGGCUACUGAGAGAGAUCGGUCACGGCGCCAUCGCCACCGAGACGACUCUCGAGACCGAUCCUCGAGAGAUCACCGAGACCGAGACCAGCGGGACCACCGAGACAAGCCGAGUCGUUCAGACCGCCAUGAGCCUACCAGGAAACGUCAUUCACGCCGUGAGACGUCUCGUUCACGCUCCCGUAGUCGAUCGCCCCGGCGGGCACGGAGCUCGGAACGCCAUCGCAGCCGCAAGCACCGCCGAUCAGAGUCCCCGUCAGACAAGCGGUCGUCCCAUUCACGGCGAAGCCGAACAGAACACCGGUCUGGGCAUUCCCCAUCUGAAAAGCCUCCCAUUCCUCGUGACUCCCAUUCCGACUCGACUCGGACUGCACCCAACCCUCGAGAACAAAGACAAGAGUCCGCGUCAGCCGCCGCCGCGGCUUACACAACUCUACGACGCGAUGACUUGGAUCAUGAUUCGGAUCCUCUGGAAGAUCUCGUUGGUCCGUUACCUCCGCAAAGUCAUGAUGAGGGCGCUGGCCCUAUUCGUUCACGUGGCCGGGGCGCAUACAAGCCCCGCGCCAGCAACAUCGAUGCCCAUUUUGCCCCGAAAUACGAUCCUACAGAGGAUCUUCCAUCGGAUGAUGACCAGGCUUCGUCUCUAAACAAGCCUUCCCGCCGACCCGUUGCGGGUCUAAUGACCGCCGAUGAUGAUUGGGACAUGGCUCUCGAGGCGUUGCGCGACCGACAGCGCUGGAAGGCAAAAGGGGAAGAAAGGCUACGUGCUGCGGGCAUGAACGAGGAAACGAUUGAUCGGUGGAAGCACAACGCUGCAUUCACGGGGGCAGACAGCACUGAGGGGAAUCCGGAGAAUGUGCGGUGGGCGAAGAAAGGUGAAGGACGAGAGUGGGAUCGUGGAAAGGUGAUUGAUGAAGAUGGGCAUGUUGAUGUCCGAGCUGCGUGGUGAUUUGUACAUUGUACGCAUAUGUUUUUACUGAGCGUUGCAUAGCUUUUGGCGUCUUCGUAUUUUGGCUCUACUUGAUUACCUUGAUACCAUGGGAUCACAUUUUCAUUUGGCGCAUGGGGGUACAUGGACCUUGGCGGGAUCGGGUUUUCAAAAGUGUACUCAUCCACACUUCUAGCCAUUGAAUUUAUUCUACUGAUUGACCAGCACAUCUUCCC
Molecule: messenger RNA, 1677 nt
Organism: Penicillium subrubescens
Lineage: Eukaryota; Fungi; Ascomycota; Eurotiomycetes; Eurotiales; Aspergillaceae
Exons: 2
Coding region: 110-1462 (450 amino acids)
Source: RefSeq, a predicted model, not a curated record